Messenger RNA from Prunus mume (Japanese apricot), 753 nucleotides. The record is from RefSeq and is a predicted model, not a curated record. Lineage: Eukaryota; Viridiplantae; Streptophyta; Magnoliopsida; Rosales; Rosaceae.
CUAAGAUCCCCGAGAUCCCAUGCAGCUUCCAGGAAGGAGAAGCUCAUCACAGAACCAAAGAAAAAGAAAGAAGAAGUUGCCUACAGUUAACAGGAGCUACCAAGAAAGUCACACAAAAUAAUUAAAUUCAUUAUUUUCCUCAUAUAUUUCUACCUCACUCACUCAUCAAUAAAUAGCCCCCCCUCCGGCCUCCAUAUCCUCCACCCCCAUCUCUCAACAACUUCAUACAAAUUAGUUUGGAAUAUUUAAAUUAGCCAAACCAUGAUAUCGUUAGAUCAUCACCACAUGAGCGCAGUUGAAUUUGUGGACUAUUUUCCGUCCAUGAUCGCGAGGCUGGGAGAAGAAGGGUUUAUUGGGGAGCUCUGCAAUGGGUUUGUUUUGCUGAUGGAUGUGGAGAAGGGCCUCAUCACCUUUGAGAGCUUGAAGAGGAACUGCGUUGUGCUGGGCUUGCAUGACAUGGGAGAUGAUGAGCUUGUGUGGAUGUUGAUGGAGGGUGAUUUGGAUGGAGAUGGGGCCCUCAGUCAGAUGGAGUUUUGCAUCCUCAUGUUUAGGUUAAGUCCAGGUUUGAUGGAUGGAUCUAAGCAGCUGUGGAAGGAAAACUUUGAUCAUCCUCCUCAUCAUGUAAAUGAUCAUCAAGUACAUGUUGGAGGCUUCCAAUGAUCAUGUCUCUUGUCAUAUCUUGUUUAAUUAAUAACUUUGAUCCAGUUGUAUCAAUGCAAUGUUCUUUGGUAAUUCAAUCAAUUGGAAGAUCCA